Diabrotica virgifera virgifera (western corn rootworm) is the source of this 2946-nucleotide messenger RNA. RefSeq lists its product as uncharacterized. The transcript is spliced from 3 exons. The record is from RefSeq and is a predicted model, not a curated record. Bases 1 to 2946 code for a protein of 981 amino acids. Lineage: Eukaryota; Metazoa; Arthropoda; Insecta; Coleoptera; Chrysomelidae.
AUGUUCAAUUUGCUUUUGUCGAAAUUAGAUGUUGAUUCCAUUAAGCUAUUCGAGUUGGAAAAUAAGUCUAAUGGAAUUCCUUCAUUUAAAAAAUUAGUAGCGUUCAUCGAAACCCAAUACAUCGCGUAUGAUAAUUUAGACAGUAGUAUAGGUGAGGGAAAGAAGUCAUCGCGGGCCCCAAAUAGCACGGAGCCAAGGGCCAACUCCAAACACCAGGCUGGUGAUUCAAGGCACAAUCGUAGUAGCUCGUCGUUCGUGACAAAUUCGUCUUCAGUAUGUUGCGCUCUAUGCAAACAAAGCCAUUAUCUCAACCAGUGUUCGUUGUUCUUGAAAAAAUCGCCAAAAGAGAGAUAUCAGUUUUGUAAAGAGUCUUCUUCCUGUAUUAAGUGUCUUAAUCAGGCUAACCAUUCAGUCAAGUCGUGUCCUAAAUCCUUCAAAUGUAGCAAAUGUAGUAGUCAUCUCCAUAAUAGUUUGUUACACUUCGAGAGAAACCGUUCCAAUAGUCAGUCGUCCUCAGAAAAUAAUAGUCCAGGGACAUCGGGAAUCGAAUCGUCUCCUGAAGUAUCCCAUUGUGCCGCUAGUUUUGUAGGAAAUAAAAAUGAAACCAAAAAGGAAAUCUUGCUCGGUACUGUUUUGGUUCAUGCAAUUGACAGUAAAGGGUGCAAACAACCCUUGAGAUGUCUUAUUGAUUCGGAUUCGAUGAGUUCGUUCAUUAGUCGAAAGGCUGCCAAUGGAUUGGGAUGGCCUAAAACUCCUUGCUCGUUCGAAGUUAACGGACUCAAUUCGAUGCAAACGAAACUGAAUCAGGGGCAAAUAAGUUUCUCUAUCCAACCUCGUCAUCAGCAGUCACCGGUGUUUCAUUUGGAGGCUAUUAUUACAGAUCGGGUUUGUUCGGAUUUGCCCAGCACCCAAAUAGAUAUUUCUGCUUGUACCCAAAUAGAUAUUAAAAAUUUGAAGUUAGCUGAUCCCAAAUUUAAUUGUAGUCAAUCGGUCGAUUUGUUAAUUGGUUGUAGUAUAUUUUCGAAGGUGUGGUUAGAGGGUAAAAUUGAAGGUAAACCGGGACAACCUGAUGCCCUAAAUACCGUUUUUGGAUAUAUUUUGUUGGGCCCAACUAGCACACCUAACCUUUCGUCAACUUGUUUUUCUUCUUCGUCGCUUGUUUGUCUUUCAAAUGUGGAAGACUCGUUAGAUUCUUCGUUAAGGAAAUUUUGGGAACUGGAGAACAUACCGGAAGAGCCAGUUUCAGACCCGGAAGACGUUCUGUGCGAAACCAUUUAUCGGGAAACACGUAGUCGGAACGUCUCGGGAAAAUAUGUUGUGUCUUUGCCUUUUCGUGAAUCGCCGCCUUGUUUAAAAGAUAGCUAUGAUGUUGCUUUAAACAGAUUUAUUUCGUUGGAACGUCGCUUGUUUCGUCAGCCGGGUUUGCAAAAGGAUUAUUCGUCCCAUAUGCAGAAGUAUAUUGAUUUAGGUCAUAUGCAAUUGGUUCCUGAGGGCGAAAAGACAAAGGGAAAGUAUUAUAUCCCACACCAUUGUGUUGUUAAAUCGGAAAGUGUCUCUACUAAAAUUCGAGUGGUAUAUAAUGCGUCUCAGAAAAGUCCCAGGCUUGGUAAAUCGUUGAAUUAUUAUUUAUUAGUCGGUCCUAAGCUACAACAGGACAUCGUCUCGCUUUUGUUAAAUUUUAGACUUAAUCGUUUUGCGUUGUGUUCAGAUAUUCGUCAGAUGUAUCGUAAUAUUUUAGUAGUUCCUGAGCAUACGGAUUAUCAACGUGUGUUAUGGAGAUUUUCUAGCUUUGAGGAGAUUCAGGAAUAUCGUUUGUUAACUGUCACUUUUGGAGUUGUAUCCUCGCCGUAUCUCGCUCUAAGAACCCUUCAACAACUAGUGUUGGACGAAGGCUCUCCUUUUCCUAAAGCCGCCUCGCUCGUUUGUAAUGCUUCGUAUAUUGAUGAUUUUGUUUUCGGUGCUUCGACGCUCGAAGAAGCACAAAGUUUAGUCGAAGAAUUAGUCGCUUUGUUGAAGUUAGGAGGCUUUGAGUUACGGAAAUGGUGUUCGAACGAACCCAAAUUGUUGUCGCAAUUUCCGGAAUCGCAUAUUAAUCCUCAUUCUAUUAAUUUUGAUCCAGAAUCAAAUGGUCCUUCUUUAAAAAUCCUUGGUUUGAAGUGGAUUGCACAGUCCGAUGUCUUUCAAUUUGCAGUCAAAUUGCAGGAUGUCCCUUGUACUAAAAGAUCGUUUUUGUCCGAAUUAGCUCGAAUUUAUGACCCGUGUGGUUAUCUAACACCUAUUACCUUUUUCAUCAAACAUUUAAUCCAACGACUUUGGGCAACUGGUCUUGAAUGGGAUGAUCGUCCUCCCUCAGAAAUUAUUCGUGUGUGGGAGCAAUAUAAAAAGGUUCCUCCAUCAUUGCGGGAAAAUUCCCCUUCGGAAGAGGUAAAGAAAAGUUUAGUGUUUGUUUCCACUCGUGAGGAACAUUUUUUGUCUUGUUUGUUAGAAAACCAAUCGUCUUUUACCUCUAUCCAAAGAAUUUUGGCCUUUAUGUUGCGAUUCGCGCACAACUCUCGUUUGAAAAGGUCAAGACGUGUAGGACCCUUGAGUUCAGUAGAAUUGGAAAGCUCGUUAAUUAUUCUUGUUAGGUUUACACAGGAACAGUAUUUUGAAGACCAGCUUCAGUCGAACUCGUUUCCAAAACCAUUUCGCAAAUUAGGAGUAUUUUUAGAUGAUGAUACUCAGUGUUUAAGAGUAGGUGGUCGUCUAUCGCAGUCUUCCUUGUCGUAUGAGGCAAAACACCCCUUUUUGUUACCAAAGAAAUCUCGUCUUACGACUCUCCUAGUUCGUCAUUAUCAUGAAAAGUACUUACAUGCUGGAUUUAAGAGUACUCAAUUUUUGAUAAAUGGUUGCAACAAAUUCAUCAUCUUCUUCGGUGAUCCCUUGCUCUAUAUGCAGCUUCUUUAG